AUGGAUGCCAGGACCCGAUUCCACCACGACUAUACAGUCGGAUGGAUAUGCGCCUUGCCAGUGGAGACGGCGGCUGCAAAGCUGAUGCUGGACAAAAUACACCCGCCUUUGCCUCGCCUCCCGAUGGACCAAAAUACAUACAUCUUUGGGAGCAUCGGGGAACACAACAUUGUCAUUGCUAGCUUACCGGCCGGCGCAUAUGCCAAUAUAUCAGCUGCAACGGUUGGGAUGCAGUUGCUGUCUAGUUUUCACGCCAUCCGCUUCGGUUUUAUGGUUGGUGUCGGCGGCGGGGUACCAAGCAGCCAUGUAGAUAUUAGACUUGGAGAUAUCGUCGUGAGCCAGCCGACGGACACUUCUGGAGGCGUGAUUCAAUACGAUUUAGGUAAAGCGCUAAGCGGCGGCCACUUCACGCGAACCGGAAUGCUUAAUCGACCUCCUAAGGUUCUAUUAACCGCUCUCGCGACUCUCCAAGCACAUCACUACACGGAAGAUAGCCAGAUCGUUAGAUUUAUUUCUAACUUACAAGCCAAAAUAGCGCCCCACAAAGCCACCAAGUUCGCGCGACCGACGCAAGAGGACUGUCUAUUCCACGCAGAGUAUGAUCAUGUCGAAUCCGAUACGUGUAUAGAUUGCGAUCAAUCUAAAUUGAUUCCACGAACCCCACGAGAGCACCAAGAACCAGUGAUUCACUACGGACUUAUCGGAUCUGCAAAUCAGGUUAUAAAGAAUGGCAGGCGGCGAGAUCAGCUGGCUCGGGAAUUAGGCAUAUAUUGUGUGGAGAUGGAAGCGGCAGGACUGAUGAACGACUUUCCGUGUCUAGUCAUUCGGGGCAUCUGCGACUAUGCCGACUCACACAAAAAUAAAGGAUGGCAAGGGUAUGCGGCCGCGGCCGCGGCGGCCUAUGCGAAAGAGCUUCUCUUGGUGAUUGCAAUAGAUCAGAUCAACUGCACACCAACUGCAAGAGACACGCUCGCAGACUCUGGUGAGAUUCACCGCUUUGAUGUCCCAUUAGACCUAACGGCUAUCCCGGUAAUUGAAAACUUUUUGGGACGACAAGACGAGCUAGACCAACUUUGGCAGUAUGUACAGCCAACAUAUUCCCAGUCACGAAAGGUUGCAAUUCUUCAUGGGCUUGGAGGGAUUGGAAAGACACAACUAGCAGUUCGUUUCGCACGAGACCACAGAUAUGACUUUACUGCCAUCUUCUGGCUGAGUAGCAAAGAUCGAGGCACGCUUUUACGAUCUUUGAGCUCUACCUUUCCCCGAUUACCGGGCUUAUAUCAAAAAGCCGAGGCGACCAAUGACGAUGAGGUAGAGCAACGAGCCAAAAAAGUUUUACAGUGGUUAGCAUUAGAAGGAAACUCACGCUGGCUGAUCAUUUUCGAUAACGUCGAUCAAUAUUCCCCUAUCAAUGGUCGUGAUGAUGAUGAUAAUGUAUACGAUAUUGCAAAAUAUUUCCCUUCAGCAGAUCAUGGAUCCAUCCUCAUUACCUCUCGGCUACAAGGGUUGACAGAGCUAGGAAAAUCUUUUCCAGUCCAUAAAUUUGGCCCUAAGGAUGCAACCCAGCUUCUGUUACAAACUAGCCGCUUAUCAGUAAAGGAUACUGCUACAGAGUUUGAGAGCAACCCAGAUACUCUUGCCCUACUUACUCGCUUGGAUGGCCUUCCAUUAGCAAUUGUGAUCGCUGGGGCCUUUAUGCGGGAGACUGGAACUAGCAUUACUGAGUACUUACAGUAUUACCGAGAGGCUUGGUCGGCCCUGCAGUUGCAAUCAAGUCCUAGACGCCAGUACGAUCAAGGAAACAUGAUACAGACAUGGAUGAUUUCGUAUCGAGAAAUCCAGAAGCGGGACCCUAACGCAGCACAGCUGCUAUUGCUACUUGCUCACUUUGACAAUCGAGAUAUCUGGUAUGAAUUAGUACGGCGUGACUGUGACAACUCUGAUGUCCCAGAGUGGCUUGAAAGGUCUACAUCAAGUGGGCUUGCUUUCAAGAUAGUUGUCAGGAUUCUUAUUGAGUUCUCUCUUCUUGAAGUCGAGCGACAAGACGGGAGCUAUACGAUGCAUCCAGUGGUACAAGACUGGUGUAUUCACGUUGCCAUGACCGACAAGAAUGUGAAUUCAGUUCAGCUCAAUGAACUAGCACUAUUAUGUGUGGGACACACUCAUCACAGUACAAGUGACGGAAACUGUCUCGGCUUUCACCAACGGCUUGUUCCGCACGCACAUCGUGUGAGCCAUAGGAAUUACUCAGACAACUUAGCUGUAUGCGGAGCAUUACAUAAUCUAGGGCAAUUACACGUCCAUCAAGGGAAGCUAAAGGAGGCGGAAGAGUUAUACCAGCGCGGACUGGCAGGGUUUGAGAAGAUUCUCGGUCCCGAUCAUUUAUCCACCCUGAAUACGAUAGACAGCCUUGGGGAAGUCUACAAUAAUCAGGGGAAACUGAAAGAGGCAGAGGGGAUGUGCCUACGCGCAUUAGCAGGCUAUAAGAAGGCCUUCGGUGGGGAUUACGAAACACACCUACCAGCUCUUAACGUACUCGACAAUCUUGGGACUAUCUACUCCAAUCAGCAAAGGCUGAAGGAGGCAGAAGAGAUCUACCAGCGAGCACUGGCAGGCUUUGAGAGAACCCUAGGUCCAGAUCAUCCAUUCACUCUCAAUACACUUAGCAAGAUUGGGAGUCUCUAUCAUAAUAUGGGAAAGCCGAAAGAGGCAGAAGCGAUGUAUCAGCGAGCACUGGAAGGCAAGGAGAGGAUCUUAGGUCCGGGUCAUAUGUCUACUCUUAGUACAGCCAACAACCUUGGUCUUCUCUACUCUAACCAGGGAAAGCUGAAGGAGGCCGAGGAGAUAUGUUUGCGCACACUUGCAGGCUAUGAGAAGGCCCUCGGUCGGGAUCAUGAAACACACCCACUGACGCUUAAUACAGUCAACAACCUUGGAAUUCUCUACUUCUCCCAAGGAAGGCUAAAAGAGGCAGAGGAGAUGUACCAUCGGGGAUUAGUAGGGGUUGAGAAGGCUCUCGGUCCCGAUCAUUCGUCUACUCUCGAUACAAUCAAUAACCUUGGUCUUGUCUACUCGGAACAGCUGAAGCUGGAGGAAGCAGAGGCGAUGUACCAGCGCGCACUAUCAGGCAAGGAGAGGACUUUAGGUUCAGACCAUAUGUCCACUCUUGACACAGUCAAUAACCUUGGUCUUCACUACUAUGAUCGGGGGAAGCUAAAGGAGGCCCAGGAUAUGUGCCUACGCGCACUUGCAGGCUAUGAGAAGGCCCUCGGUCGGGAUCACGAAACACACCUACCGGCUCUCAAUACGCUCAGCAAUCUUGGGGGGCUCUACUCUGAGCAGCGGAAGCUGAAGGAGGCAGAAGAGAUGUACCAGCGAGCACUGGUAGGCCGUGAGAAGGUCCUCGGUCCCGAUCAUUUGUCCACCCUGAAUACGAUAGACAGCCUUGGGGAAGUCUACAGAGAUCAGCGGAAGCUAAAGGAGGCAGAGGAGAUGUACCAGCGAGCGCUGGCAGGCUAUGACAAGGCCCUCGGUCCCGUUCAUAAGUCCACUCUUUGUACAGUUGACAGCCUUGGGAGUCUCUAUUCCGAGCAGAUGAAGAUAACAGAGGCAGAGGAGAUGUACCAGCGAGCACUGGCAGGCUGUGAGAGGGCACUCGGUCAGGAUAAUAUGUCGACCCUGGCUAUAGUCAAUAACCUUGGGAGUCUGUACCAUGGUCAGGGGAAGCUGAAGGAGGCAGAAGAGAUGUACCAGCGAGCACUGGCAGGCUACGAGAAGGCCCUUGGUCCAGGUCACAGUAGAACCCGGCGACUUGCGGCUAAGUUAAAUGCCUUAAGCGUUACGAAUGUAAAGUAG
Molecule: messenger RNA, 3855 nt
Organism: Penicillium longicatenatum
Lineage: Eukaryota; Fungi; Ascomycota; Eurotiomycetes; Eurotiales; Aspergillaceae
Product: tetratricopeptide repeat protein
Exons: 3
Coding region: 1-3855 (1284 amino acids)
Biological process (GO): nucleoside metabolic process
Molecular function (GO): protein binding; ADP binding; catalytic activity
Source: RefSeq, a predicted model, not a curated record